GAGAACGGAUGCGGAAGGGCAGUGCCUUGGGCACGGCGUCCUCUCAGAGCGCAUGCGCAGCGGCAAGGAUGGCCGGAACUUGAAAGCUGCGAGUUUUCCGUCGCGGAGGCGACCAUGGUGCGUCCUGUGAGGCAUAAGAAACCAGUCAAUUACUCACAGUUUGAGAACUCUGACAGCGAUGAUGACUUUGUUUCUGCAACUGCACCUUUAAAUAAGAAACCCCGAACAACACCAAAGGAGCUAAAACUAGAAACAAGGAAACCUAAACUGAAGAAUCUCCAGAAGGAAGAUAUCCCAGCACAAGAGAAAACUCCUAAAAAAAGGAUGGCUUUAGAUGACAAGCUCUACCAGCGAGACUUAGAAGUCGCACUAGCUUUAUCAGUGAAGGAACUUCCGACAGUCACCAUUGAUGUGGAAGAGGCUCAAGAUAAAAGCACUGGGAAAUGUGGCAGCAGCGAAACUGGGACAAUGAAUAAGGCUCCCCAUAUCUCUAAUUGCAGUGUAGCCAGUGAUUAUUUAGAUUUGGACAAGAUCACUGAGGAAGAUGAUUUUCAUGGUGUUGAAGGGAAAAGAAAAGCAGCAUCAAAAGCUGUGGUACAACAGAGGAAGAUUCUUCUGGAAGGCAGUGAUGGCGAUAGUGCUAAUGACUCUGAACCAGACUUUGCAACUGGUGAAGAGUCUGAGGAUGACUCCGACUUUAGUGAGAGUGAAGGCGAUGACGAAGACUUCACUAUGGGAAGAAAUAAAGUGAAAGAAAUGAAAAAGAAAGAAGUAAAGGUAAAAUCCCCAGCUGAAAAGAAGGAGAAGAAACCUAAAUCCAAAUGUGACACUUGGGAAGUGACUUCAGGAGACUCUCUUCCAGCUGCCAUGAAGUCAGAGUCGCAGCCUUCACCAAAAAAAGUUUCUCUUUCUUCAGAGGUCACUAGGAAACCACCACAAAUACGCAGCCCUUCAGCUGAAAGCAGAAAACCUAAGUGGGUCCCACCAGUGAUAUCUGGAAGCAGCAGCAGCAGCAGCAAGAGCCCACUGCCCGGGGUGUCUAUUAAGUCUCCAAAUCAGAGUCUCCGCCUUGGCUUGUCCAGAUUAGCACGAGUUAAACCGUUGCAUCCAAAUGCUGCUAGUAGCUGAGUGUGAUAGUAAACAAAUGUUUGAUUAAGAGAAUCACAGUUUUACAGGUAUGUUGAUAUCUGACUUGUGUUUCUAUUUAAGGAGGGUAUCAUAAUAUAAAGGAAUCCUUGAAUGUCUUGUGAAUUGCCUACUACCUAUUUUGUGAUGAUGUUCUCUGAAGCUAUUCAAGACUUCAAGAUUAUUUAUAAGAAUUAUCUUGUAAUGGCAUUUCCUUCUGAAGAACGUACUCUAUUUUUCCUGUGUUCAAUAAGUCACUGUCGUUAAGUGGUUGUCACUUUGACAUGGAGGAAGUCCAAAUUGCAUGCUGUUGUUUUCAAGCUUUGUUUUGUUUUCUAGUAACACGAUAUUGCUUUCUAGCUUUGUCUAAUUUAUGGCACCUUAACUUUCACUGUUCAGAGUUUAUCUGGCAGAAGGAAACAUUCCCAUUUUUUCCAGGAGACAUUUCUGAAAUCUUACUUAGGUUACAUUGUCAGUUUUAUUGCAAAGAUAUUUCAUAUUUUAGCCAAAUCUUUUUAUAGUAAGAAUUCAGAAUUGUUUUACGUGUUAAAAUGUUUGCUAAAAUAUGGCAUAUGUCUUCUACUCAGUAGAUAUUUAUUGUAUAGCAAAUAGAAUUUCAUGACAUUUUAUGAAGCUGUCAUUGUCAAAAACCUUCAAUAAUAUGGAAGAGUCUUGGUAUGCUCUUUUCCUUGAUACUGUUGCAUCCAUCUAUCUCUGAUUGUAUUUCAUGAUUAAAUGAAUAUUUUGCCAAAAAAAGUUAGUCUUUUUGUUGUAAAUAUAAAGGGGCGAGCUGUUUCUUAAAAUAAUCACUUUAUGUUAAGCCAGUGCUUUAGAGGGUGGCUUUCAAGCACUUAGUUAUCCCUAUUAUGAUAUUACAUAACAUAGCUUCUCAGGAAGUUUAGAUGUGAAUUUAUUAUGAAUAAAAGUAGUUAUAGAUAUUUUAUAUUUUAUGAUGAGAAUUUCAACUAGCUCCUGAUCACUUUUUAAUAAAAACUCUUCAAAUCAUGUUAACCAUUAGGUGUGCCUGGGUAGCUCUGUGUCUUGGUUUUGGCUCAGGUCAUGAUCUCCGGGGUGUGGGAUUGAGCUCUGUGCUGAGCAGAGUUGGCUCCAGAUUCUUUCCCCACCUUCUCCCUCCCCUCUCUGUU
Molecule: messenger RNA, 2270 nt
Organism: Canis lupus familiaris (dog)
Lineage: Eukaryota; Metazoa; Chordata; Mammalia; Carnivora; Canidae
Gene: RAD51AP1
Product: RAD51 associated protein 1
Exons: 10
Coding region: 115-1128 (337 amino acids)
Biological process (GO): interstrand cross-link repair; double-strand break repair via homologous recombination
Molecular function (GO): single-stranded DNA binding; double-stranded DNA binding
Source: RefSeq, a predicted model, not a curated record